This is a messenger RNA of Candida tropicalis MYA-3404, 2157 nucleotides long. RefSeq names its product Skn1p (gene SKN1). Gene Ontology annotation, molecular function: glucosidase activity. Gene Ontology annotation, biological process: (1->6)-beta-D-glucan biosynthetic process; fungal-type cell wall organization. The transcript has a single exon. Bases 1 to 2157 code for a protein of 718 amino acids. The record is from RefSeq and is a predicted model, not a curated record. Gene Ontology annotation, cellular component: endoplasmic reticulum membrane; plasma membrane. Lineage: Eukaryota; Fungi; Ascomycota; Pichiomycetes; Serinales; Debaryomycetaceae.
AUGGCAAGAGAUCUAACUUACAAUGCUCCCAAAAUAAGAUUUGUUGAUUCUGAAGGUCAUGAAGAAAAUUUUCAAUUUUCAAAUAAUAAUUCAACAACGGAUUUAAACAGUCAAUCUUCAACUGUAAACAACAACAACAACAAUCAAAUACAAAAUCCAUUUUCUGAUCAAUCGAAUACAAAUAGUUCAGAUUCAAUACAAUUUAAUGUUUCAACUCCAACAAAUGAUAGAUUUCCUAAUAACCAACAACAACCUAUAAUAAACUAUAGUGAAACAAAUUCAAUAUAUUCAGAUUCUCCAAAUACUACUCAAAGAUCACAAUUUCAACCUUUAUUAAAUUCAACUUAUAGACAAUCUUCUCCAAUUCCAGUUCCAAUAUCAAAUGAAAGUAACAACAACCUUAAUAAUAAUAAUUCAAUAAUGACUCAACCUUCUGGAUUAGAUAGAUAUCCAAAACAUGUUCAACCAUCAUCGUCAACUUCACAACAAAGUAUUUCUUUUCAAAAUAGCAAUAUUACAAAAGAUAUUAAUAGUUCAAUAGAUAAUAAUUCAAAUUAUUCUUCAUCACUGUUCACUCAAAAUUCAAGUAAUGAAUUAAUGGGAAUUUAUGAUAAUUCACAAGAUUUUAGUCCUUUUGGUGGAUAUCCUGCAAGUUCAUUUCCUUUAAGUAUAGAUGAAAAAGAACCUGAUGAUUAUUUACAUAAUCCUGAUCCUAUCCAAGAUGCAGAAUAUGAUAAAAAUCGAUUCAUUUAUGAUUUGAAAAAUAUGGAUAAAAGAUCAAUGGGUGGUUUAAUUGGAUUUAUAAUAUUAUUAAUUGGUGCAUUGGCUAUAUUUAUUGUAUUACCAGUUUUCACAUUUGCUCAAUAUGGUUCAAAAAUUACAACUAUGAAAUAUGAAAUAUUAACUGAUUAUACUUAUCCAAUGUUGAGUGCAAUUAGACAAAAUUUAGUUGAUCCAGAUACUCCUGAAGAUGCAUUGACUUGGAUUUCAAAAGAUGGUGAUGAAUGGGUAUUGGUAUUUUCUGAUGAAUUUAAUGCAAUUGGUAGAACUUUUUAUGAAGGUGAUGAUCAAUUUUUUACAGCUCCUGAUUUUCAUUAUGCUGCUACUCAAGAUUUAGAAUGGUAUGAUCCAGAUGCUGUAACUACUGAAAAUGGUACUUUGAAUUUAAGAUUAGACGCUUUUAGAAAUCAUAAUUUAUUAUAUCGUUCUGGAAUGGUUCAAUCAUGGAAUCAAAUGUGUUUCACUCAAGGUAAAUUAGAAUUUCUGGCAAGAUUACCUGGUUAUGGUAAUAUCACAGGAUUAUGGCCUGGUUUAUGGUCAAUGGGUAAUUUAGGAAGACCAGGAUAUUUAGCAUCAACUGAAGGGGUUUGGCCUUAUACUUAUGAUUCUUGUGAUGCUGGUAUUACCCCAAAUCAAAGUUCUCCCGAUGGUAUUUCAUACUUACCAGGUCAAAGAUUAAAUAAAUGUACAUGUCCUGGUGAAGAUCAUCCAAAUCCUGGUGUUGGUAGAGGUGCUCCUGAGAUUGAUGCAUUAGAAGGGGAAAUUCAUGGAAUUAUUGGUAGAGUAUCACAAUCAUUACAAAUUGCACCAUAUGAUAUUUGGUAUUAUCCAGAUUAUGAUUAUAUGGAAAUUCAUAAUAGUUCAGUUACUUUGAUGAAUACAUAUACUGGUGGACCAUUCCAACAAGCAGUUUCAGGAGUUACAAUGUUAAAUACAACAUGGUAUCAAUUUGGAGAUAAUGCAAAUAAUUUUCAAAAAUAUGGAUAUGAAUAUUUAAAUGAUGAUGAAAAUGGAUAUUUACGUUGGUUUGUUGGCGAUGAUCCUACUUUUACAAUGCAUGCAAAGGCAUUACAUCCAAAUGGUAAUAUUGGUUGGAGACAACUUCCAAAAGAACCGAUUUCUUUAAUUAUGAAUUUAGGUAUUUCAAAUAGUUGGGCUUAUAUUGAUUGGCCAAGUUUAAUGUUUCCUUCAACAAUGAGGAUUGAUUAUGUUAGAGUUUAUCAACCUCCUGAUGCAAUUAAUGUUGGUUGUGAUCCUGAUGAUUAUCCAACUUAUGAUUAUAUUCAAAAUCAUUUAAAUAUCUAUCAUAAUAUGAAUUUGACUACUUUUGAACAAGGUGGUUAUACUUUCCCAAAACAUAAAUUAACCGGAUGUUAA